AUGGAACUAACGUUAAAGAGUUUUCCCCUGAAGGUAGCAAAAAUUCCAUGGAGGAAUAAUAACCUCAGUACUCUGCAUACAGACCCUCCUCUGUCUGAACAAGGAGAGACCAUUAUUGGAAUUUACCUGUUAGUGCUGGGAUGGCUGUCCUGGUUUGGAAACAGUUUAGUGAUAUUUGUCCUGUACAGACAGAGGACCUCACUCCAGGCAACAGAUUUCCUCACUUUAAAUCUUGCCAUCUCUGAUGCAAGCAUCUCCGUGUUUGGCUACUCCAGAGGAAUCCUAGAAAUCUUCAACAUCUUCAAGGAUGAUGGGUAUUUGAUCACCUGGAUCUGGACCUGCCAGGUAGACGGUUUCUUCACCUUGCUCUUCGGCCUUGCAAGCAUCAACACCUUGACAGUUAUCAGCAUCACCAGAUACAUCAAGGGAUGCCACCCAAACAAAGCUUACUGUAUCAGCACGAACACUAUUGCCGUAUCCCUCAUCUGCAUUUGGACUGGAGCGAUGUUUUGGUCUGUCGCCCCACUGCUGGGCUGGGGCAGCUACACAGAUCGAGGUUAUGGCACCUGUGAGGUGGACUGGUCCAAAGCCAAUUACUCCACCAUCUACAAGUCCUACAUCAUCUCCAUCCUCAUCUUCUGCUUCUUCAUCCCUGUGAUGAUCAUGCUCUUCUCCUACAUCUCCAUCAUCAACACAGUGAAAAGCACUAACAUUAUGUCAGCCGAUGGCUUUCUCACCGCCCGCCAAAGGAAGGUGGAGAGAGAUGUCACACGGAUUUCCAUUGUGAUCUGCACAGCUUUCAUCAUGGCCUGGUCGCCAUAUGCAGUGGUGUCUAUGUGGUCAGCCUGGGGUUUUCAUGUGCCAAGCACAACCAGCAUCAUCACCCGUCUCUUUGCUAAGUCUGCCAGCUUCUACAACCCGCUCAUCUACUUCGGCAUGAGCUCUAAGUUUCGCAGUGACGUCUCUGUGCUGCUGCCGUGCACACGAGAGCACAGGGAGGUGGUGCGUCUGCAACACUUUAAAAACAUCAAACCCAAGGCUGAGGCUACGCCCCUACCUGCAUCACUUCCUGUCCAGAAGAUGGAGGAGAAAUAUGCCGCGGGAGAGCUGAACCAGUCCAAUCCUGACAGCGACUCGGGGGUGAACAGCCCUCCUGAGACUCCUCCAUCUGACACGCAGGAGGUCUUCCACAUCAACGUGCCCUCACACAUUGAAACAUCAGAGUACUGGUGUGACAGGCUCUGA
Molecule: messenger RNA, 1245 nt
Organism: Scatophagus argus
Lineage: Eukaryota; Metazoa; Chordata; Actinopteri; Scatophagidae
Product: opsin-5-like
Exons: 6
Coding region: 1-1245 (414 amino acids)
Biological process (GO): G protein-coupled receptor signaling pathway
Cellular component (GO): membrane
Molecular function (GO): G protein-coupled receptor activity
Source: RefSeq, a predicted model, not a curated record